This is a messenger RNA of Apus apus (common swift), 2154 nucleotides long. RefSeq names its product NHERF family PDZ scaffold protein 4 (gene NHERF4). Gene Ontology annotation, molecular function: protein-membrane adaptor activity; signaling receptor binding. The transcript has 10 exons. Gene Ontology annotation, biological process: protein localization to plasma membrane. Lineage: Eukaryota; Metazoa; Chordata; Aves; Apodiformes; Apodidae. The coding region runs from base 306 to 1568 and encodes 420 amino acids. The record is from RefSeq and is a predicted model, not a curated record. Gene Ontology annotation, cellular component: apical plasma membrane.
CCUUUCCCAUCUCACGGGGCUAGGAUGGGGCAGCCCAAUUCUGCUGCAGCCCGUGCUGAACCUGUUGGUCUUCGCCGAGAGCUGCUCUUGGGGGCAGCUGGAAGCUGGGACACCAGGAUCUGUUCCCCAGCUGUGCCAGGGUGCUGGUCCCUGCCCCAGGGCUGGCAGUGCCUCAGGGCUGGGAGGGCAGGGGAGACGUCGGGGCUGUUUAACCAUUAAACCUGGGGCGUCUUGGAAGAGGCGGGGACACCGGCUUCCCUGCCACUUCACCCUGUACCUUGCUCCCUCUGGCAUUCCCUGCAGCCAUGAAGCAAACAAAAGGGCUGGAGGGUGACAAGAAAUCCAUCAUAAAAUUCGAAUUUAACCCCAAAGAUGGGAUUGACAACCCUGCCUUGUCACUGACUGAGGACACGGGUGGUGAGGGCGUGGGGGAGCCCCGCUUCUACCUCCUGAGCAAGGACAGCGCCGAGACCUUCGGGUUCUGCCUCCACGAGGAGCUGGGCUGCCGGGGCCAUGUCAUCCGGCAGGUGGAGCCGGGGGGGCUGGCCCAGCGCAGGGGGCUGCAGGAUGGGGACCGGCUCCUCCAGGUCAACGGCCACUUCGUGGACAACAUGGACCACCACAGGGUGGUACAGAAGAUCAAGGCGAGCGGGAACCAGGUCCUGCUGGCCGUGCUGGAUGGAGAAUCCUACGAAGCAGGCAAAGCCCUGGGCAGGGACCUGUCCCAGAUGCUGCCUGCUGAGAUCCGCCCUCGCCUCUGCCACAUCACGCGGGACAAGAGCGGUUUUGGCUUCAGCGUCUCGGGUCCAGAAGGCGUCAAGGGCACCUUCCAGCUGUCGGUGCGGCAGGAUGGGCCAGCGGAGCGAGCCGGGGUGCCACCGGGCUCCUGGCUCCUGGAGCUGAACGGGACCAGCGUCAGGAGCUACUCACACACUCAGCUCAACAGAAAGCUGAAGCAGAGUGGCAGCAAGGUGACGCUGCUGGUGGCAUCCAGUGCUGUGGAGGAGUUUUACCGCCUGCGGGGGCUGCAGGUCACAGCUGCCUUGGCUGACACCUCCUGGCUCCCCUUCAAGGCCCGGGAGCUGCACAUGGUGAAGGGUCCAGCUGGUUACGGGUUCCUGCUCAAGGAGGAUGACUGCAGCUCAGGGACCACAGGCCAGUUCCUGUGGGAUGUGGAUGUGGGGCUGCCAGCUGAGCAGGCAGGGAUGAAGGAAGGGGACCGUCUGCUGGCUGUGAAUGGUGAGAGCAUCGAGGGGCUGGACCACCACCAGACAGUGCUCAGGAUCCGUGCCCAUGAUGACCAGGUGACCCUGCUGGUCAUCGACCCUGCUGCAGAUCAGUUCUACCAGUCGAUCGGGCUGUCCCCUCUGCUGUCCUUUGAGGAGGGUGACCCUGCCUCAGGCUCCCACACACCCUCCCUGUCCUCUCCCAGUGGCUCCCCCAGACUCUGUCACGUUGAGGUGGAACCAAAGGGACCAGACUCCUGGCUGGUGGCUGUUGCCAACAGUAUAGGGUUCACACAGAGCCCACGCCAGGAGGAGCAGAGGAGGCUGCACCAGGCGUUCUAGUGGCCCAGGAGGACCCUGCCUCCAUCCAAGCUCCUCCACACAGCACCUCGACCCAGCCUGUUGGUGUCCCCACUCAGCUGCUGUGUCUCUGUCCCUGCAAUGGUGCUGGCACCAUCACAGAGACCUAUCUCCACUGGCUGAGGCUGGCUCCAAGCUUUGAUCAACCACGGCGGUGGCUUCUUGUAUCCUGAAGACAGAGCUGUGUCCUUGUCUACCCAGCUGCCUCCAGAUGUACCUAGAGGCAUUGCACUGAAGUUCGUGCCCAGCUCCAAGCUCUGGGAGCUCACAGGAGAGCCAAGACACUGCCCUCCAAGCUGUGACCCAAGGGACUGGGGAGCCUGAGGCUUGGCUCUGCCCAGAGUGAACCUUCAGGCUGCUGUGAGAAGGGGAAAGGCAGCCCUGAAGGAACCUCCCACCUCUCAGCCUGUUGCUCAGCCCUGCCCCUGCAUGGACAUCUCUCUUGAGCUCCUCCUCUCAUCCUCCCUGAGAACCUGUGGAUGGUGAGUGUCCACCACCCACCACAGCACUGUUCCUGUGAGAACACUCCGUUUGGGGUCCGAUUAAAGGACAAAUCCAUGUGGCUGUU